Messenger RNA from Monosiga brevicollis MX1, 1228 nucleotides. RefSeq lists its product as uncharacterized. Gene Ontology annotation, cellular component: eukaryotic translation initiation factor 2B complex. Lineage: Eukaryota; Choanoflagellata; Craspedida; Salpingoecidae. The coding region runs from base 28 to 948 and encodes 306 amino acids. Gene Ontology annotation, biological process: translational initiation. Gene Ontology annotation, molecular function: guanyl-nucleotide exchange factor activity; translation initiation factor activity. The record is from RefSeq and is a predicted model, not a curated record. The transcript has 9 exons.
GCGCGAGUGGUAACUCGAACUGGCAAGAUGGCGGCGAGCGACGGCCAACAAGAAUGGGUCGAGUAUUUCAAGCGCAAAUGCGAGGAAGACCCGGCCAUGUCCAGUGCCGUGGCAGCCAUGCAUACCCUCCUCGCCUACCUUCAGCAAUCCAAAGCCGAGACGCUGGCCGAGCUGCGCGAUUCAGUCAACUCUGUUGUCGCGGCGCUGAUUGAUAAUACUGAAGCUACCAUCACCUCCGUUUCUUCAGGCUGCGAACUCUUUAUUCGCUUUAUUACAUUGAAUGCCGACGCUGCCUCGGACUUUGCCACUUGCCUCAAGCUGAUCGUCGAGAAUGGUCGCGCCUUUCUGGAGAAGGCACAACACAGCCGCAUGCGCAUCGCACCAAAGGGUGUUCCUUUCAUCCGAGAUGGCACGACUGUCUUGACACUGGCGCGAUCUCGUGUGGUCCAAGAGGUUUUGCUUGAGGCCACCAAGCGCAACAAGCGCUUCUCUGUCCUCGUAACCGAGUCGCGGCCCUCGGGCAGCGGUCUCAAGAUGGCCGAGUGGCUGCAACAGCACAACAUUCCCGCCACCGUCAUUGCAGACUCGGCGGUGGGCUACAUCAUUGAUCAGGUGGACUUUGUGAUUUGUGGUGCCGAGGCGGUCGUUGAAUCUGGAGGCAUCAUCAAUUCGAUUGGCACUUACCAAGCAGCGAUGGCUGCCAAAUGCGCCAACAAGCCGUUUUACGCAGUGGCUGAGUCGUUCAAAUUUGUGCGCCUCUUUCCCUUGUCACAGAAAGAUCUUCCCGCCAACCGGGAUCGCGCUCUGCCAAACGUCCCCCCAGGCGUGGAAAGCCUAAACCCACUCUUUGACUACACGCCCCCAGCCUAUGUAACCCUACUGUUUAGCGAUCUUGGCGUCUUGACACCCUCAGCUGUUAGUGAUGAACUGAUCAAACUCUACUACUGAGCCUUGGCGCCCUGCUCGCCAAGCAUGCUCCUGCCAACAUGCUUGCCAGAACACCUCGACUUGGCGUCUGAGGCGCCGUCGCUCCCUGUAUCUCCCUCAAGCUUUCGGAUCUUCGCUUGCCCUGCCCAAGGUCUUGCCUUCUCUUUGCUUGAUCGUGGUCUCUUCUUGAUGGGGUAUCCUGCUUUGAAAUUUGUUUUCAUUUCUGCAUUAUGCCGUUGGAACUGAAAGAAAUCGACGGUGAACGGGUCGGUUUAAAUCUAGCCAAUCGACUGGAUAUGUU